Messenger RNA from Vanessa atalanta (red admiral), 1120 nucleotides. RefSeq names its product mediator of RNA polymerase II transcription subunit 31-A (gene MED31). Gene Ontology annotation, cellular component: core mediator complex; mediator complex. The transcript is spliced from 4 exons. Bases 425 to 826 code for a protein of 133 amino acids. Gene Ontology annotation, biological process: regulation of transcription by RNA polymerase II. Gene Ontology annotation, molecular function: transcription coregulator activity. Lineage: Eukaryota; Metazoa; Arthropoda; Insecta; Lepidoptera; Nymphalidae. The record is from RefSeq and is a predicted model, not a curated record.
UUAAAAGGUUAAAUUAAAGCUAGAACUUAAAAGUUAGAAUCUGCCUGCAGUUCCGAAUCCAAAGUUUUUUUUAUGCCUUUUGUUUAAUUGAAUACAAUUGUAAAUAAUAUAUUAAUGUAAAUACAAUUUUGAAUCAUCUAUUUGAUAUGGAUGAAAAUGUAGAUUGUUUUGAAAUUUGUAACUUUCAUUUCGUAAAUUAAGUUUUAUUUAUUAUUUUGUUCUUAAAAUGCUGAUGUAGAAAAUUGAAUUGAUACAAAUUCUUUUAUUUUGUUUGAAUAUAAAACGCAUAAAUAAAAAUCCUUACAAAAUGAUGGCUGGAAAAGGUAAAAACAGUAAUGUAUAUUUAUAUUAUUCCUUGUUGAUAGUGCUGUUUACUAAUUUGUGUUUGCCAGCCUCAGAUAAUUCAUAAUAAUUUAUUUCAGUCAUGGAAACUGAGGAACAAAACAGAAUCAGAUUUCAAGUGGAACUUGAAUUUGUGCAGUGCUUAGCCAAUCCUAAUUAUAUUCAUUUUUUAGCACAACGUGGCUAUCUCAAGGAGCAGCCAUUCAUCAACUAUUUGAAGUACCUUCAGUAUUGGCGUGAACCAGAAUAUGCUCGUUAUCUGAAAUACCCUAUGUGUUUGCACUUCCUAGAAUUACUACAACAUGAAGCAUUCAGGAGGGAAUGUGUCUCCGCUCAGGUUUGCAAAUUUAUGGAUGACCAAGCUAUUUUGUUAUGGCAACAUUACACGCGACGGCGUACGCGUACCCUACAACCGCCGGAUGCGCCUGCGCCCCCCGCACCCCCUGCGCCGCCACAACAAGGACAACCAAGGCAACAAUCAUGAACUAAGUGCUAAAGUGAACAUUGAGUGAACAGUUAUUUAAAAUUAAAUAUGGAGUAUUGAAGUAAAUUAUUGAAAGUUUAAUGUUGCCUGAAAUUAAUAUCUAAGAUUUCUAUUUGGUGGUCUCUUUGGUUAGUAUUUGGUAAAGCUAGGAACUGGAUAAUGGCAACUAUUGCAGUUUCAAAUUCUCAAUAUGCUAGUGAUGACAGUUUCCGGGCAAAUCUCAUGUUCAACUAAAGCAUUAAUAAUCUUGAUGAUCAUGUUUCCAUUUUUCAUUAAAAGAAUAUUUGUAAGGCC